AUGGCGUCGGGAAUGCUCGUUCCAGCAGCGAGGAAAGUGAUUCCCAUCACGCUGUCUGGAAUUCGGAAUACAACCUCUCGAUCAUAUACUUUGUCCCCCCCUUACAUAUCUACUCACUUACUAAUUCAUUCUUUCUUUCUUUCUUUCUUUCUUUCUUUCUUUCUUUCUUUCUUUCUUUCUAUUUUUCUUUUAUCGUUCUUUCUUUCACCGCUUUCUUCCUUUCUUUCUUUCACCUCUUUCUGUCUUUCUUUCUUUCCAUCCUUCCAGAUAAGUAUCUUUUUCUUUGUCUUUCUUUCUUUCACCUCUUUCUUUCUUUCUUUCUUUCACCUCUUUCUUUCUUUCACUUCUUUCUUUCCACUUCGUUCUUUCUUUCUUUCUUUCUUUCUUUCUUUCUUUAACAUUUUUCUUUCUUUCUUUUACUUUCUUUUCUUUCAAUCUUUCUUUCUUUUUCUCUUUCUUUUAUUUCUUUCUUUUCAACUUUCUUUCAGUCUUUUUUUUACUUUUUUUUCUUUAAAACUUUCUUUUUACGUUUCUUUCUUUCUUUCUUUCUUUCUUUCUUACACUUUUGUUUCUUCCUUUCACCUCUUUCUUUCUUUCAAAAAUAAACUGAUUCUUAGUUUCUUCUUCUUCUUCUUCUUCUUCUUCUUCUCUAUCUAUUUAUUUCAGUAUUUUCAUAUCUAUCUAUCUAUCUAUCUAUCUAUCUAUCUAUCUAUCUAUCUUUUUAAAAAGCUUUUUAUCUAA
This is a messenger RNA of Acanthosepion pharaonis, 741 nucleotides long. NCBI's taxonomy places the organism in Eukaryota, Metazoa, Mollusca, Cephalopoda, Sepiida, Sepiidae. The record is from the annotation of a GenBank genome assembly.